Symbiodinium pilosum is the source of this 3830-nucleotide messenger RNA. NCBI's taxonomy places the organism in Eukaryota, Dinophyceae, Suessiales, Symbiodiniaceae. The record is from the annotation of a GenBank genome assembly.
GUGAGCAGUCUGCUCCCAGCCAGAGAAAAAGUCUACUGGACACCAUCGACAGCAAGCUCGAUGCCAAGUUUGCGCCAGAGCAACUGUCCACACCGAAGAUCCUGAAGAAAGGUGCUCGAAGUCUCACGCCGAAGCGUCCACAGGGCCCUUCGACAUUUGGUCUGAGCAAAGACAAUGAAACCGUGGCCGGCUGGGUUGAGCAUGACACUCGCAUCCGUAGCACGAUGCCGCUGAAUCCUGCUGCGGAGGAAGCGAUGGAGAAGGCGCCGCUGGCAGUACACCCUGCGCUUGAAGCGGCCUACGAGAAGGGCAAGAAGCGAAGAGGGGUGAAGAGGUACGCAGGCAUUGGGGCACAGGCCUCCUGUGUGGACCAGGUCAUCUUUGGUCGGGACAUGGACUUCAGCGGUGAGGGUGAUGGAGCAGAUUUGGCUGAGUUGAAUGGCCGUGCUGGCCUUUCUUCGCAAUCCGUAAGAAGAGCAGGCGGCGUGAAAAAGGUGGACACGGCGCCGAAAGCGGAAUUGGUUCACAGCCAACCAGGAGCAGGCCUCAAGGACCCGCGCCGCAGUGGCCCGAGGUGCACCCCUCUUCUUGCACUGCCUCGGGCGCUUCAGCUGAAGUUGGGUCCGCUCUCGCCAAAUCAGAGCCCCGGCGUCGCCGAGGUGUUCGGCCAAGUAGCUCCUUCAGAAGCGGAGGGGCAACGUGCCCAGGCUGCGCGAACCGCAUUCUUCGGCAGCGACUCAGCUGGGGCUCCGUCGUGGAAAUCCCAGAGGGAAAAGUUGCCCCAGGACAACGUCUGCACAGGCGUGGACCUGGUGGGCAGUGUGGUUUUCGGCCAGCUGGGCAAAGGAAGCGCUGCAGAGGAGAAGGACUCUGUUGCGGACUCGCGCAAGCGCAGAGUGGAUCCGAAGGUCUGCUUUGCUGAUACAGCGGGCAAAGACUCCGCCAACCUCCACACCCACAGGGGGAAGAGGGUGGGCACUCGCUGCAAGGACGCUUCUGGCUCUGCCGGCUGUCCCAGCGAGCACCUGGGCACGCAUCAGGCUGGAUGGCAUCCUGAAGCGCGAGACAGGAUCGUCAAGGCUGCCACAGGCUUUAGCGAGCCCCAUUGCGCGAUGAAGUGCACCACAGAUAAGGUUGUCUAUGGCAAGCUGACCCCGCGAAGCUCGGAGCCCCUCUGGGCAGAGCGGAAGGCCAACAUCCUGCGCGAGUACCCAGGGCGGAAGCACCUGGGUGGCAUGCCUUUUAUGGCGCAGCAAGCAGACAUCUUCAGCGAUGGCCUGCGGCGGUCUGCGACCCCUCCUCCUUCCUCUGGCUCAGGUUUCGCUACGCCGCGGGGGCAGAAUCGAUCUGCAGCCAGCCUGUUUGAAGGCUCUGCGGGGAAGCCCUCGACAUUUGCCGAAUGGGAUCAGCCGCGACCCACCCGUGCGAUGACACCUCCGCCACGCCAACGCCAUGGCUCGGAGCUGGCUAAGACUGACGCUGUCGGACGGCCGGUGAUCCAUGGGGUCCCCAGCUGGGCCCGUGAGACCAAUUCGAUUGUUCUCGAGGGUGGCCAGCGGAGGAUCAAGGCGGUGACGCAGCCGCCCAUGACGGCACAGUUCGUACUUCCGGAUGGAGCCGUGGCACUGGCAGCGACCUGGCCUCCGGCGAAUGCCGAGGCGGACGUGGUUCUGACAGUUGAUACUGCCUCUGUGUCCAUCUCCCAGGAUCUUGGUGCAGUCAGUGCCGCAGUAACCUUCAUGGAUACUAGCACCGAUCUCUACCAGUUGCUCAACAACUCGUUAGACGGCUCUGGUUCCGUACUUGCCUCUGCGCUCCUAUCCAUCAUCCUACAAGAUGAGGAUGGUGACUCGGUUAAAGGAACCCUGCCCACACCGCUGACCUUCAACCUCACAACAGUGGGGAACGCCAGCAUGGAGCCCGGUGUUGCGUGCAAGUUCUGGGACGAGGAGAUGGAAGUCUGGUCUACGCACGGCGUCACGUUGCUCUCUGCCGCAGAUGGCGUUGUCACUUGUUCAACCACGCACCUUUCUAUCUUUGCCAUUAUCAUUGACACCAUCAUCUCAACUCUGGCAUGCUCGAACGCUGCCUCAAUUUUUUCACUGGAAGGUUUGCAAUCUCUUCAACGCGUGGAGUGGGCUCUGCGGCUACCGUCGGUGCUGAACUGGGUCAUUCUGCUGAUGGGCGCCUUCCUUCUUUGCCUCGCUGCAUGCGCCGACAGGCGCACUCGACACCGCCUGAAAGUACUGAAGACAACGCUGGACUUCUGUACGAGGUUCGAGAAGGCAAAGGCAAGCCAGGAGCACCAUGAAAUGUUUGAUCUCUAUGCCUUUAGCUUUAGAUCUCUCUGUUCCUGUGAUGUGGCUCGGUCUGUUUGUUCUGCAGUGGUGCGCCGAAGAACAGGGGUAAGUCUUGAUGUGCUGAACCAGCUGUAUGCGGAUACUGGGGCCACAGCCUCCCAUGACCUAGCGAAGUCGGCCUUAGAUACAUUCUGGCAGAUGAACUGCUGCUCCAAGCUCGUGCUUUUGUUUCGGAUGAAUCUGGACUGCGAACCAAAAGUUGCGCUGCUGGAGACUGUGGUCCGCUCAGUAGUCAUCGCCUUCAUUACAGCUGCUGUUGGCGCGCUGCCUCUAGCAUUGUUGAUUGCGCUGGUAACAAGGGUGGUCCUGAUUCCUAUGCACAUACGCCUCAUGCUCUUCUGGAUGCUCCUGACUGCAUACUUCCUGCUGUGCCUCAUGGUGGUGUGCAUCUUCAUUGCCAGCGUCAGCCUUUCAGACAGCCAGAAGUGGUUCGUAUCGGCUCUUACCAACGUGUUGACGGGUGCCAUAUUUUCACCACUCCUGAUCAGCUCAGUGAUGUCCUGCUGGUUGCAGUUCCGGAAGCUGGAGCAGCUUAUCACCAAUGUCGCCAGCCAAUGGCAAAGCGGAAAGUUGCAGGAGCUUGUUCACGUGGAGAGCAUUUCGCUCUCAGAGGCGGCUUUGAAGACGGUUCUCAAGAGUGAUCCUGUGGAAAUGACCAUCACGUGUCAAGUAGCAGGGCAUGAUGAGGUCACGGAACUCCAAGAGGAUGAAGGCAGCUUCCGGUCCCCCAUCCCCUAUGAAUUUGAGGCGCACCAGCUUUUCGUCUUCUCUGUUUAUAGGGGCGCCCGGGACACUACGCAGCGGAAUCUGAUCGCCUCCGCCUUUUUUCAUGUUGACCAACUGCAAGAUGGAUAUUUUCAAGGGUCCCUCCCACUUUUCCUUGAUGACAAACACCUCCACGUGGCCCUGGACGCAACUGUGACUGUUGUGAGUGCGACAAAGCCCAAGAAAGAUGUCGUGCGAGUUUCGGAGAUUCCGGAGAGCUAUGAGGCUCCAACAGUCAUCCCAGUGGCCCCAGAGCCUAGAGAAUUGAUGGACCUCGCGCAGCCUGCAGAAGUGGAGAACGUUAAAUUGCAUGGUGGAAUGGAAGAGGAGGAGCCAGAAACAAACGUGCCGGAGGAGCUUUCCGCGCCGAUAGCGGUGCCGUCGCUGGUGCCCUUGCAGCCAGAGGAGCCGUCAGAAACAAACGUGCCCAAGGAGCUUUCAGCACCUAUCGCGAUGCCAUCCCUUGUUUCUGUCCCGCCAGAGGAGCCAGCAGAAACAAGUGUCUCAAAGGAGCUUUCUGGACCGAUGGCAUUGCCGGCCCCGCAAGAGGAUUUGAGCAAAGAGGAGCCAACCCAGGCUUCUGGAGUCAAGGAGCCUGAGUUGAAGACGGCGCCGGAAGCUCCAGAGAUGCAAACGCCGCCACCCAUGCAGGAGCCUCCAGUAACUGGUUCACUGUUCUGUUUGUUCCCUCUACGCUUUCCUUGA